UACAGAUUGAUACACUGAAGACUAUAUAAGAAUGUGCUCACCACAAGAGCAAACAUUUUUCCAGGUGAAUGACUCUCAUGAAGCAGCCAUAAAGAUGACUGAAGACUCUGUUUCAAGGAGACCCGUGGCCACUAACAAAUCAUAUUUCUAUUUCACCACUGCUUUCCUCUCUGUCUGCCUCGUGUUUGCCCUAGCAACCAUCAUGAUCUUAAUCGUUCAGAAGACGGGGCCUACUCCUGAAAAGCCAGGCAAUACACUUCAUUUUGUGGGAGGAAAUGAUUCAGAACUCUUUUUAAGAAUCCUAAAGAAUGUUCCAUUUAAGAUGGCUGCUGCAUACAUGAGAGCAUUAAAACCAAAUAAUACAGAGCUGAAAUGGACUGAGUAUGGUGUUCGUCAAGAUAUCCAGAUCCACGAAGGGAUUCCAGUGAUCCAGACACAGGGCCUUUACUUGAUCUUUUGCCACUUGAACUUUAAUAUACACAACUGCUCAGGCGACACAAUAGACAUAAAACUGCAGAUGUUUGUGAACGGUGAUCACAGAAGGCAAACAAUAGACACGCUGUGUACAUCAAAUGAGGUCUCUAAAAGGAUUUACAAGGAGUUCUUUCAACUUUUUCUGGAGUACCUAAAUGUGAAUGACCGAAUAUCAGUACAAAUUGAUAAGUACCAGUAUUUGGAUUUUGCUGUUCUUCCCAAUGAAAAUGUUCUUGGGGUCUUCAGGUACAGUAAUUAAUAUAAUGUGACGAUUGCCUUAUUUCCUCAUUACGGCUCAGAAUAUCAAUAACUUGACUCUGGACAAUACCUUAUUUAAAUUGACACAUUUUACUUCAUCACUAGGGUAAACAAGGAACUUUCAACAUGAAAUCAAAAAACACUGCAAAGCAUGAUCCUGAUAGAUGUAGUAAGACACUGAACUUUCUCAGGGUGGGAUAGCCCUGCUAUAAAAAACAAAAAACAAAAAAAAACCACCUAUUAUUACAAGACUGUCUGGCAGGAAUGAGACUAUCAAAUAACCAACAAGCAAGGCAAUGAUUCCCUAAAGCAACAUUACAUAAAAACAAACAGGCAAAAUCCCAACCAGACUCUAAAAACAAUGUUCCAUGUUGAGAUUAAUCUGCUAUCUUCCAUGCAAAGAAACAGCUGGCCAAAAUGAUUAUCGUGGGGAGACGGAGACAUCUUUUCAUCUGAACUACUUACUUGCAUAGUAUUUUGAACUACUCUUUCCAAAACUAACAGUCAAGACUCAUGCCUAAUGCUUUCUUUACAACUAUAGCAACUUUAAAUCUGUGAUUAGCCUUCAACAGAAUCAUUGAAUGUACAGAUAAGAAGAAAAUAUGGGAAGAGACAAAGUGGAGUCCAGAAGUCAAAGUACUGUGAUGGGAUGGAGGAGACCUGUGCUCCCUGCCACCUUCUGCUACUGGCUUUAUGUGCGAUUUUGUUUUCCAUUUGAUUGUUGUAUUAAAAUCAUUAGCUCUUUGGGACAAGUGCUAAAUGUUUGUAUUCUGCCCAGAAAAAAGGGCACCCUGAUCUCAAACAUGGCCACGAGGGGCCCCAAUAUUAGCAAAUAUUAAAUUAAUAAUAAUCUGGAUCAUGUGCAAUAUAAGAGUAGUCCCUUACAAUGCAAGUUCUAGUGCUGUUUCCAGUCCAGUUUUAAAAGGACAUAAAUGUAUAUCAAACUUGCUUAUCAGGGUCUUAGAAAAGGAACAACCCACAUUUAAUGUGUGAAACUUUGUGACCAGCUGUCUGAAUUCCCAUAUUUGAGAAAGUUUGGUUAUGACCCACUACAAAGAUAGUCCUAAAUUCUCUAUGUGUGUGAAAUAAUUGAAAAAUGUUUGCUAGAAAUUGAAUUUCUAUAACAAUGGGACCAGCAGAUAUCGAAAAGUAAAGAAAGAUCAGCUCUUUUAUCGUUACAAGUCUAUUGGUGUAAGCCUUUUCUAAACUGACUGUGUUUGUUUUAAUCACUUGACUAGAGCCGGGUAAACUAUUAAUAACAACCCAUUUAUACAGUGAAUUUAGCUCCCUUUUGUAUUUGGAUUAUU
This is a messenger RNA of Alligator mississippiensis (American alligator), 2039 nucleotides long. RefSeq names its product TNF superfamily member 8 (gene TNFSF8). Bases 32 to 733 code for a protein of 233 amino acids. The transcript is spliced from 4 exons. Lineage: Eukaryota; Metazoa; Chordata; Crocodylia; Alligatoridae. Gene Ontology annotation, biological process: CD8-positive, alpha-beta T cell differentiation; immune response. The record is from RefSeq and is a predicted model, not a curated record. Gene Ontology annotation, molecular function: tumor necrosis factor receptor binding. Gene Ontology annotation, cellular component: membrane.